AUGUCACGACUAAUAGUAUUAAAUAUUUUGUACUUAUCCCUUUUAAAAAGUGCCACUGGCUUAGGUGAAAUAGUUUACGCUAUAAAUGCGGGUGGACCGGCGCAUACAGAUAUUCAUGGCAUUACUUAUGAAAAAGAUCCUUUGCAAGGAAGAGUUGGCACUGCUUCUGAUUAUGGGAAACAGCUAGUGAUGAUUCGCCGAGUUAAUCCUAAAGAUGAAAUACUCUAUCAAACUGAGAGAUAUCACCACAGUACUUUUGGCUAUGACAUACCUGCAAAUUCGGAUGGUGAAUACGUUUUAGUGUUAAAGUUUAGUGAAGUAUACUUUAAUGCUCCCAAUAUGAAAGUAUUUGAUGUUGUGUUAAAUGGAGAUCACACAAUUGUUGCUGACUUGGAUAUCUUUGACAAAGUGGGUCGUGGUAUAGCACAUGAUGAGUAUAUACAAUACUCAAUUAAAAAUGGAAAGUUAUAUUAUAAUGAAGAAGAAUCUGAUAUAAGGGGAGGCAAAAUAAAAGUUGAAUUUAUCAAAGGGUACCGAGAUAAUCCGAAAAUAAAUGCACUCUAUGUUAUGAGAGGUAAGAUAGAGGAAGUUCCAAAACUUCCACCAUUAGAAUGGCCUGAAAUUGAAACAGAGGAGAUUAAAGAGGAGAUUGAAGAAAAAGAUACUGAGUCCCGUAGGACUAGUGGUCCAAAGCAACCAGAUCCAUACACAAUGGAUAAAAGUUCUGUUUUAAUACCUGUGUUUAUAACUAUUGGUGCUUUUAUCCCCCUAUUAUUUUGCAUAUGUAAAUUAUAA
Messenger RNA from Parnassius mnemosyne (clouded apollo), 795 nucleotides. The record is from the annotation of a GenBank genome assembly. NCBI's taxonomy places the organism in Eukaryota, Metazoa, Arthropoda, Insecta, Lepidoptera, Papilionidae.